UUUUUAUUUAUUUUAGAUUGAAGAGUGAGGAGACUCGAUUACUCGAACCCCACUCUCAAAUUGAGAGCUCCACCAACCAUUAGGACUUCGAAUUCCCCUAAAAAUUUCAGAUCGAUUUCAAACUUUUUAAGGUCCCAGAUAUCUUUGUGACACUGUUCAAUUCGAGGCAAAGUGGGGUCCAAUUCGAAUAGGCUGUUGUUCGAGAGAGAGAUCAAUGGAUCCGGAGGCUGCUCGAACGGCGAGGGAGUCACUCGACCUUGCAUUCCACAUGUCGAACAUUCUCGACACAGGGCUCGACCGCCACACCCUCUCCGUCCUCAUAGCUCUCUGCGACCUCGGUCUCAACCCGGAGUCUCUUUCCGCCGUCGUCAAAGAACUCCGAACUGAGCCUCCGCCGCCCUCUUCCGCAACCCCAACAACAUCUGCUGCUCCGUCGUUUCUUCCCUGAGCAGUAAUUACAUUGAGAAAUUCCAUGGGUGUGGCCCUAAAAUGCUGACUAGGAGUUUUGAAACUAGGAGCUCAUGGAUCAAAUGUGGUCUUAGGAACCACGAGACCAACCACUUGGGUUUGCCCAUUGGAGUUUAUCUGUAUAAUUGCCUGGUGAAUGUGUGAUGGAACUGCAUAUCUUGGGAUCGAUCAUGCUCUCAAAGAACCUUGGGCAUCCUGUUGGAAAAAGAACAAAAGAAAAAAAUAAAUAAAGUCUUUGCAUUCCUUGCAGACUUUGAUUGGCAUAUUGUGCUUGAAGGUUUCAUAAAAGUGGUUUGGAUUUUAUUAGAGAACUAUGUUUUUCCUAUGUAGUAUGUACAGUUUAAUAAUAUUGUCAUUUAACCUAUCUCUGAACA
This is a messenger RNA of Quercus robur (English oak), 842 nucleotides long. RefSeq names its product mitotic-spindle organizing protein 1B-like. The record is from RefSeq and is a predicted model, not a curated record. Gene Ontology annotation, cellular component: centrosome; gamma-tubulin ring complex; spindle. The coding region runs from base 215 to 448 and encodes 77 amino acids. Gene Ontology annotation, biological process: gamma-tubulin complex localization; microtubule nucleation by interphase microtubule organizing center; mitotic spindle assembly. The transcript has 2 exons. NCBI's taxonomy places the organism in Eukaryota, Viridiplantae, Streptophyta, Magnoliopsida, Fagales, Fagaceae.